UGCAUCUCCACAUUUCUGCCGACCUGAGAGCCCAUUAAAGAAGUAGAAACUGCGAGGAAAUGGUCUCUUAAGAGACCCUCUGCUGCCACUUUCAUGGCAGUAACGAAUGCUUUUCGACUCCAGUUUGAUCCACCGCCUUUUCAUUGCAAGUUCUUCGACUGGGGAGAACAUCGGUCGACCCUCGUCGAUUCUUUCACGUAAGAGAUGGAUAACAUGCAGCCGCUGUGCCUCGUCUUCCUCUUCCUCUGCUCCACCCUGUUGCUGCAGUGGUCGCAGGGAUGUCACCCCCACGACCGUUCGGCCCUUCUCACCUUCAAGGCCGGCAUCACCGCCGACCCCUCCGGCCUCCUCCGCUCCUGGGACUCGGCCACGGACUGUUGCUCCGCGUGGGACGGCGUGGCCUGCGACGCUGCCACUGGCCGCGUCGUCAACGUCUCCCGCCCUGGCCUCUCCUUCGGGCCCGACUUCAUCUCCGACGCCUCCAUUGCCGGGAGUCUCUCGCCUGCCCUCGGCGACCUCUUCUCCCUCCGUAGGGAGGUUAUACAUAUUCAGCAUGGAGGAUUUUUCUUGAGAGAUUUCCUCGACUGUCUUGAGGAAAUCUUAUCUGCUUCUCAACUGCUGAGAGAUUUCCUCAACUGCCUUGAGGAAAUCUUAUCUGCUUAUCACAACCAACUCACCGGCUGCAUCCCCUCCGCAAACCUCACCCGACUCCGGAAGCUCUCCCUCGGCAACAACCGCCUCUCCGGAUCGCUUCCCUCGCUUCCCCCUUCCAUGUUCACCUCUCCAUUUCUUUCCGUGGUCUCUCUUUCCAACAACAGGCUAACCGGCGGCAUCCCGGCAUCCAUCGGGCGGGUACCUGCAAUGGAGGCACUAGACCUCCAUGGCAACCACCUCACCGGCUCCAUCCCCAUGGAGAUCGGAUUGCUGCGAAGGCUCACUGUUCUUGAUCUUUCAGAGAACAAGAUCUCCGGCGGCAUCCCCAGCUCCAUAGGCAAGCUCAAAAACCUGGUGGUUCUCUACUUGAACCAGAACCGCAUCACGGGAAGCAUUCCGCCUUCCAUCGCCGGUAUGGUCUCGCUGCAGUUCUGUAGGAUGUCGGAGAACCAGCUCACCGGGAGCAUCCCGGAUUCGAUCGGCGGCCUACCUAGCAUCGAGAGACUGAUACUGGAGAACAACAAGCUCACCGGUCAGCUGCCCGCCGCUAUAGGACGCCUCGCCACGCUCACGGACAUCUUCUUCUCCAACAACCGAUUUACCGGCAGGAUCCCUUCCAGCUUCGCCAACCUGGCCAAUCUGCAGACGUUAGACCUGUCGCGGAACCGCCUCGGUGGUCCAAUCCCCGCCGAGCUCUCCCGCCUGCGGAACCUCCAAGAGCUGGAUCUCUCCUUCAACUCCCUGAUGCACUUGGGCAGGCCGCCGAGCUGGCUCGGCCAGAUGAACAUAUUCAAGCUUGUCCUGGCGGACACAGGGAUCUCCGGUCCGCUGUCUGACUGGCUGUCGUCGGCGUCGUCCAUCUCGAUCCUCGACCUUUCCAGCAACGGACUGGUGGGGGAUCUCCCGCCGUGGAUCGGCAACAUGACCGGGCUCUCGUUGCUCAACCUCUCCAACAACACUCUGCAUUCGGGGAUCCCGGAGGGGUUCAAGAACCUGACGCUGCUGAUGGACCUGGACCUGCACUCCAACGAGCUGUACGGCCGGCUGCGGCUAGUGCUGGCGAAGGGGACGCAGGACCCCUUGGGGCACUACCGGACGCUGGAUCUGUCACGCAACCGGUUCACCGGGGGGCUUGACGAGGGCGUGGGGGAGCUGGCCGCGAUGGACACAGUAGAGAGGCUAGUGGUGUCGCACAACCCAGAGCUUGGCGGCGGGAUACCGGCGUCCAUGGCGAGGCUGGCGGCGCUGAAGGAGGUGGGGAUGGCGGGGAACGGGCUCUCCGGGAGCAUACCUGAGGGCGUGCUGGACCUCGCGCGACUGACCGAGUUCGAUGUGUCAGAUAACAGGCUCAGCGGUCGGAUACCGCGCCAUCGGGCUCCCUUGACGGCGGAGGGCUUCAGAGGAAACACGGGGCUCUGCAGCGCGCCUCUCCCGCCAUGCAAGCUGUGGUAACGAGCCAAAGUACACAGGAAGGAGUCUCAGAUUUAAUUUCCCGAUGUCAAGGUGACGGAGAACAAAACAAAACUUUCUUGUUUGACAAUUCAUGGAAACGUAAGAACGGCUUGCACUUUUUUCUUUUUCGUUUUUUGGAGUCCAAUUGUCUAUUAAGGUGAGGAAUCUUAAUAUAUCAAACUAUAUAAUAUAAUAUAAGGCUACAUACUUACAUAAUUUAUAGA
This is a messenger RNA of Musa acuminata AAA Group (dessert banana), 2330 nucleotides long. RefSeq names its product LRR receptor-like serine/threonine-protein kinase FLS2. The record is from RefSeq and is a predicted model, not a curated record. Lineage: Eukaryota; Viridiplantae; Streptophyta; Magnoliopsida; Zingiberales; Musaceae. The coding region runs from base 205 to 2106 and encodes 633 amino acids. Gene Ontology annotation, molecular function: protein binding. The transcript has 2 exons.